GCAGGAAGCAGACCGCCGAGCUUCGUGUGCGGUUAGUUCGGAGCUAAAGCUAAAAACAUUUUGUUAAAAUGUCCAAAAGCCAAACACUGAGAGCUUUGGUGAAUGAGCGGCUGACUGCGGCUGCUGAAGAGAUCUUUGCGCUGUUUGAAAGAACGAUAGCGGAGUAUGAAGAGGAAGUGUGUCGCUCCAAAGAGGAGAACCAGAGGAAACAAGAGCAACUGGACUCGAUACUGAGCCCGAGAGUCGUGCUGCUCAGGACGGGUGUUCAGAUCCCCUCAAAGAGUCCUGGCCCCGGUCUGAACCAGGACUCUCCACAGACUCCACGGAUUAAAGAGGAGCCAGACCCAAGGAUCAAACAGGAGGAGCACACGCUCCUAGUUCAGGUCUCAAUGGGCGUCCCAGAGUCCAGUGCUGUCUGUGUGAAGACAGAAGAGUCCUCACUGCUUCAUCAAAGACAAACUGAGCUCAGAGAGGAAACACAGGGAGAGGACAUCAGCACAGAGACACAUUUACAUUCAGAGACUGAGGAAGACACAGAGUGCUUCUCUGACACUGACAGUGAUAUAGACUGGAGAGCUCCAUUCAGUUGUUCAACUGCACAGAUGGAGACAGACGCUGAUGGAGACCACGACAACCAAGUCCAGACCAGUGCCAAUGUGAACAAUGGAGACAUGUCAGUAACAGCCAAAAGAGCUGAGAAACCAUUCAGCUGUUCAACCUGUGAGAAGAGAUUUAUCUGUAAAAGUUAUUUAGAUGCACAUCUGAGAACGCACACAGGUGAACGGCCUUACAGCUGUCCAUCAUGUGAGAAGUCAUUUGCCCGAAAGGGUAAUUUAAAAGCACAUCUGAAAACUCACACUGGUGAAAGACCUUACAGCUGUUCAAUAUGUGGGAAGGCAUUUACGCAAAAGUAUACUUUAAGUGUACAUCUGAGAACUCACACAGGUGAAAAACCUUACAGCUGUUCAGUGUGUGAGAAGUCAUUUGCUCAAAAGUGUUCUUUAAAUGAACAUCUGAAAAAGCACACAGGAUAUAGAUCUUACAGCUGUUCCAUCUGUAAAAAAAACUUUAUUGAUGAUUGGAACUUGAAAAGACACAUGAGAAUUCACAGCACAGAGUGUGACUGAAGUUUUUUGGUUGUGUUCAUGAGACGUUUUAAAGAGCCCAGAGUUGUGUAUUGGAGUCUGCUACUGAUGACUCAAAUGCAGAUGUUUGGAGCUGUUGUCUGUGGUUAAAGCUCCUGUACCUGAUGUUGAACCAUAACAGAGAAACAACUCUGAGAGAGUCACAGGCAGCUGCUUCUGCACUUUUACAACACACUGCAUGGUGUAAAGGCCCUUCUCCUGAACUCCUCAAAAUUCAAAACACAAAAUCACUCAACACUAAUUAAAAAUAAAUGAGAAUGAGUCCCUUUUUUCUGCAGGUUAAAAUUUUACUGUUUUGAUGAUGGUGUUUUCAUUGUAAUUUCAGUUAUGAAACAAGUAAAUGUGAUAUAUUGGGAUAAUAUCUUUGUAUAGCACUUUCUUUAUAAUCCUAGAUUUGUCUUUUAGAUGCACAUAGACCUUUCACCUGUGUGUUAUUCUUUCAGCUGCUGAACAGAUUUUUAUUUAUAUGGUCUUUAUUUUCGUCUGUUUGGCCUUUAAAAAACAAAUAAAAAAAACAACAAAAAACAAAGAAACAACUUUGACCCAAAAUAUCAAUGAAUUUUACAGACCCAUGAAGUGAAAAAUCCUAAAAUAAUUAAAGCUAUUAAAGAAAAGACUUUACUCAA
Boleophthalmus pectinirostris (great blue-spotted mudskipper) is the source of this 1771-nucleotide messenger RNA. Its product is annotated as zinc finger protein 180-like. Bases 69 to 1127 code for a protein of 352 amino acids. Gene Ontology annotation, biological process: regulation of transcription by RNA polymerase II. Lineage: Eukaryota; Metazoa; Chordata; Actinopteri; Gobiiformes; Gobiidae. Gene Ontology annotation, cellular component: PcG protein complex; transcription regulator complex. The transcript is spliced from 2 exons. Gene Ontology annotation, molecular function: RNA polymerase II cis-regulatory region sequence-specific DNA binding; DNA-binding transcription factor activity, RNA polymerase II-specific. The record is from RefSeq and is a predicted model, not a curated record.